GGAGGGAGGGAGGGGAGGCCGCGCCGCCAUGGCCGAUCCGCCGGGCGCCGCCGCGCUGGCCCGGGACGUGCGCGAGCAGCUGGCCGAGCUGGAGCUGGAGCUGUCGGAAGGGGACAUCACGCAGAAGGGAUAUGAGAAGAAAAGAGCGAAGCUGCUGGCUCCUUACAUCCCACAAGCUCAAGGGGUCGAUCCUGCUUUGCAAAAGGAACCCAGAAAUCAGACGCCUGCUCCAUCUGCCGCUCCAGCACCAUCCACAUCCAAGUAUCAUCGAGCUCGCUCUGGAGGAGCCAGAGAUGAACGCUAUCGCUCAGAUAUCCACACAGAGGCCGUUCAGGCAGCACUGGCAAAGCAUAAGGAACAGAAGAUGGCCCUGCCCAUGCCAACUAAGAGACGGUCCACAUUUGUACAGUCGCCAGCUGAUGCCUGCACACCUCCAGACACAUCUUCUGCAUCCGAGGACGAGGGGUCACUAAGGCGCCAGGCUGCUCUUUCUGCUGCAUUGCAUCAGAGCUUACAGAAUGCUGAGUCUUGGAUCAACCGAUCUAUUCAGGGGUCAUCCACAUCUUCAUCUGCAUCUUCUACACUGUCCCAUGGAGAAGGAAAAGGGACCAGUGGGUCACUAGCUGAUGUAUUUGCCAAUACUCGAAUAGAGAAUUUCUCCGUUCCCCCUGAUGUCACUGCAACUACCUCCACAUCCUCUUCCUCAGCACGCCCAGCAACUAUUGACCUUCCUCCUUCAGGAAUUGUCAAAGGCAUGCACAAAGGGUCUAACCGGUCUAGUCUCAUGGACACUGCUGAUGGNGUCCCUGUAAGCAGCAGAGUCUCCACAAAAAUUCAGCAGCUACUCAACACUCUGAAGCGACCAAAAAGGCCACCCCUGAAGGAAUUUUUUGUGGAUGAUUUUGAAGAAAUCGUGGAAGUCCCGCAGCCUGACCCAAACCAGCCCAAGCCAGAGGGACGGCAGAUGACCCCUGUAAAGGGAGAGCCUCUGGGAGUUGUAUGUAAUUGGCCUCCUGCCUUAGAAGCAGCGCUGCAGCGCUGGGGAUCCACACAGGCCAAGUGCCCUUGUCUGACUGCACUGGAUGUUACAGGAAAACCAGUCUAUACCCUGACGUAUGGCAAAUUGUGGAGCAGAAGCCUUAAGCUGGCCUACACGCUGCUUAAUAAGCUGGGGACCAAAAAUGAACCUGUGCUAAAGCCUGGAGACAGGGUAGCCCUUGUUUAUCCCAACAAUGACCCGGUCAUGUUCAUGGUGGCGUUUUAUGGCUGUCUGCUAGCAGAAGUGAUCCCAGUGCCUAUAGAGGUACCUCUUACCAGAAAGGAUGCUGGAGGUCAGCAGAUUGGCUUCUUGUUGGGAAGCUGUGGCAUCGCUUUGGCUCUCACCACAGAAGUGUGUCUGAAGGGGCUGCCAAAAACCCAGAACGGGGAAAUCGUGCAGUUUAAAGGUUGGCCCAGGCUCAAAUGGGUUGUGACAGACUCAAAGUAUCUUUCCAAGUCACCAAAGGACUGGCAGCCCAACAUCUCAGCUGCAGGAACUGAGCCAGCUUAUAUUGAGUACAAGACCAGCAAGGAAGGCAGCGUGAUGGGCGUGACAGUGUCUCGAAUUGCCAUGCUGUCUCAUUGUCAGGCUCUGUCUCAGGCCUGCAACUACUCAGAAGGUGAAGCCGUAGUGAAUGUUCUGGAUUUCAAGAAGGAUGCAGGGCUCUGGCAUGGCAUACUGACGAAUGUAAUGAACAAGCUGCACACCAUCAGCGUGCCCUAUUCUGUGAUGAAAACCUGCCCCCUCUCGUGGGUGCAGCGAGUUCACGCUCACAAAGCAAAGGUGGCUUUAGUGAAAUGUCGUGACCUGCACUGGGCCAUGAUGGCUCAUCGGGACCAAAGAGAUGUCAGCCUGAGUUCCCUGCGGAUGCUGAUUGUAACGGAUGGUGCAAACCCCUGGUCUGUUUCUUCAUGUGAUGCUUUCCUGAGUUUAUUUCAGAAUCAUGGGCUUAAACCUGAAGCAAUUUGUCCAUGUGCCACAUCUCCAGAAGCAAUGACUGUAGCAAUUCGGAGGCCUGGUGUCCCUGGGGCACCGUUACCUGGAAGAGCCAUCCUGUCCAUGAAUGGGCUGAGUUACAGCGUGAUCCGUGUAAACACGGAAGACAAAAACUCUGCUCUCACCGUGCAAGAUGUUGGCCACGUGAUGCCUGGAGGAAUGAUGUGCAUCGUGAAACCUGAUGGGCCGCCCCAGCUCUGUAAAACGGACGAGAUUGGUGAAAUCUGUGUUAGCCUCCGAGCAGGAGGGAUGAUGUAUUACGGACUGGCUGGGGUGACAAAGAACACGUUUGAGGUCAUCCCUGUGAAUUCGGCUGGUUCUCCAGUGGGUGAUGUGCCAUUCGUCCGCUCAGGCUUGCUGGGGUUUGUUGGGCCUGGUAGCUUGGUGUUUGUGGUUGGAAAAAUGGAUGGAUUGCUGACAGUUAGCGGACGCAGACACAAUGCUGACGACAUUGUAGCAACUGGGUUGGCUGUUGAAUCAAUAAAGACAGUCUACAGAGGAAGGAUUGCUGUAUUCUCAGUCUCUGUGUUUUAUGACGAGCGGAUUGUGGUGGUGGCAGAACAGCGGCCGGACGCUUCUGAGGAGGACAGUUUCCAGUGGAUGAGCCGAGUGCUGCAGGCAAUUGACAGCAUUCACCAAGUCGGUAUAUAUUGCCUUGCUCUGGUACCAGCCAACACGUUGCCAAAAACUCCACUUGGAGGGAUUCAUCUCUCUCAAACCAAACAGCACUUUUUGGAGGGUUCACUGCACCCCUGUAACAUCCUCAUGUGCCCGCACACGUGUGUGACCAACUUGCCAAAACCCAGGCAGAAACAACCAGGUGUUGGCCCUGCUUCUGUGCUGGUGGGGAACCUGGUUGCUGGGAAGCGUAUUGCUCAGGCCUCUGGGAGAGACCUUGGACAAAUAGAAGACAACGAUCUGGUUAAAAAGCACCAGUUCCUGACGGAGGUGUUACAGUGGAGAGCUCAAGCAACCCCUGAUGUUCCUCUCUUGCCUGUCAAGGGAACCAUAGUGUGCACAGCCACCUGUGUCCAACUGCACAAACGAGCAGAGAGAAUUGCAUCACUGCUGUGCGACAAGGGACAUCUCAAUGCAGGAGACAACGUGGUGCUGCUCUAUCCUCCUGGCAUUGAGCUGAUUGCUGCCUUCUAUGGCUGUUUGUACACUGGGUGUGUUCCUGUGACCGUUCGACCACCUCAUGCUCAGAACCUCGCUGCCACUCUGCCCACUGUGCGAAUGAUCGUAGAAGUCAGCAAAGCUGCCUGCAUUCUCACGACUCAAACAUUAAUGAGACUGCUGAAGUCCAGAGAGGCAGCUGCUGCUGUGGAUGUGAAAACCUGGCCAACCAUCAUUGACACAGAUGACUUGCCCAGGAAGCGGCUACCUCAGAUCUAUAAACCACCCACACCAGAAAUGCUGGCAUACCUGGAUUUUAGCGUGUCCACAACAGGCAUGCUCACAGGGGUGAAGAUGUCCCACUCGGCAGUGAGUGCCCUUUGCAGGGCAAUAAAGCUCCAGUGUGAGCUCUACUCCUCUCGGCAGAUUGCCAUUUGCCUGGAUCCAUACUGUGGGCUCGGCUUUGUGCUCUGGUGCCUUUGCAGUGUGUACUCUGGUCACCAGACCAUCUUAAUUCCUCCUAUGGAGUUGGAAUCCAAUCUGUUCCUCUGGCUCUCCACUGUCAGUCAGUACAAAAUCAGGGACACUUUCUGUUCCUAUUCAGUCAUGGAGUUGUGCACAAAGGGACUUGGGAAUCAGGUCGAAAUGUUAAAGGCAAGAGGAAUUCAUCUGUCCUGUGUCCGGACCUGUGUGGUGGUUGCAGAGGAGCGGCCACGAGUCUGUCUGACCCAGUCCUUCUCCAAGCUCUUCAAAGACAUUGGCCUGUCUUCACGUGCUGUCAGCACCACCUUUGGGUCGAGAGUCAAUGUAGCCAUCUGUUUACAGGGAACCUCUGGGCCUGACCCCACCACAGUGUAUGUAGACCUGAAAUCAUUAAGGCAUGACAGAGUGCGAUUAGUAGAGAGGGGAGCUCCACAAAGCUUGCUGCUUUCAGAGUCCGGGAAGAUUUUACCUGGAGUCAAAGUGGUCAUAGUCAAUCCUGAGACCAAAGGGCCUGUUGGAGAUUCUCAUCUUGGAGAGAUUUGGGUGAAUAGUCCGCAUACAGCCAGUGGCUACUACACCAUCUACGAUAACGAAACCCUCCCAGCUGAUCAUUUCAACACUCGCUUGAGCUUUGGUGAUGCUGCUCAGACACUUUGGGCUCGAACUGGAUACCUUGGCUUUGUUCGCCGGACGGAGCUCACAGCUGCCAGUGGAGAGCGCCAUGAUGCACUGUAUGUUGUAGGAGCUCUGGAUGAAACUUUGGAGCUGAGAGGACUGCGUUAUCAUCCAAUUGAUAUAGAGACCUCAGUUUCGCGAACACACAGGAGCAUUGCUGAAUGUGCUGUAUUCACAUGGACCAACUUGCUUGUGGUAGUUGUGGAGCUGUGUGGCUGUGAACAGGAAGCCCUGGAUUUAGUCCCUCUGGUUACCAAUGUGGUUCUGGAAGAACAUUAUCUAAUUGUGGGAGUGGUGGUGGUGGUGGAUCCAGGAGUGAUUCCUAUCAAUUCCAGAGGAGAGAAGCAACGGAUGCAUCUCCGUGACAGUUUCCUGGCUGAUCAGUUAGACCCCAUCUAUGUGGCUUACAACAUGUAGCCUGGGGGUGGAGGGAAAUGUUCACAAACUUCACAGGGCCACCAGAAUGGCCAGUGGUGUCUGUAGAAAUUAAGCUGGUGAAAAAGUACUAAUACUUGAUUGAGUUUACUACCCUAUUUCCUUCAUCUCAUCCUGUGGGAUUAUGAUUGCAUCAACAAGAGGAAAUAUGGUAGCCAAUGGAAAAUGUUUGUAACAGUUUACUGAACAUUAUUAGCUUUACAGACAAUGCAAAGUUGACAGGCGUGAGCUACAAAAUUCCUAAGGCCUUUACAGUAGUGUUACUUUUUUCAUUUGUUGUACAUAUUUGUAUUUUUAUCUAAUACUGUUUUAGGAUUAUAUAAGGGGAGGUUUAUUUAGUUAGAUAAUAAACUAUUAAGAAAUGGGUCAUCAGAGUCCUGCAGUUCCCCAGUAUAUAACAUACUUUGCAAUGUACUGUAGGUGUUCAUUCCAUGGGAUCACACUGCUUAUUUAAAAUUGUGCCAUGACCAAAUCAAUGACUCACUGAAUCUACGAAUUACUUAUUCAUAUAGAUAUUUCUUGAAUUUAAAAUAAUUUUACAUAUAUUUUAAAUAUGUAAAUAUGAAUAUACACAAUUCACUUAAAAUCAGCUUGGGUAACGAUGGCAUUUGAAGUAGAGGCAUUGAAGGACUGUACUUUUUUUAAGUCCUUACUCUAAUUACAUUUGGUCAGGCAACUAACAUGAGAAAUGCAGAUCUUAUGCAAGUUUUCUUAAUUCAGUAUGUAGUCUGUUUGUUAUUUCUGGCCAGAAUGUGUCAUUGCAUAUAGAAAACUAUGAUUUUAAGGCUCACCUUUCUAAAAGAGGCUGAAGUAUUUAAAUUGUAAAAACCAUUACAGUGAAACUCCACAGUGCUUAACAGAAGCUGGUGACCAUCUCUGCUUCUAGCCAUUCUAGAGUUUUGUGUUAAAAGCACAACAAAAAUCUAAGAUAAUGACACAAAUUGACACACAGGUGAAUUCACUGUUGGGAGUGAACCUAUCUUUAAUCUAUUCCAUUGUGUGCAUGCAGGUAUAGCAGCAAAUGCAAUUCGUACAGAAAACUUUGUUUAAACUGGAAAUACCAAGAAAUACCAUUCCUUAAGGCAUUCACCAAAAUGAAUUUAUGUUUCUGGUAUGGAUAUCAACUAAAAUCAGCAGAGUGGAGUUUUUUGUGUUUUUGGUUGGUGGUUGUUUGUUUGUUUUUUUAAAUAAGAGGAACAACAGAGGGCAGAGAAAGCAGUUGCCUUGAAUAUAUGGUGAAAUAUCUAUAGUAAAGUCAUUACAGCAUCCAAAAUAGUUGGUCAAUUUCCGGCCUGCGUAAACACCGAAAAGCAGAAGCCUCGAAGCGUAUAGGAACGCUGGCUGUUCGCAAACUCUUUGCAGUCCUUGGUGCAUGGGGCUAAGGAGAUGACAAGGGUCAGCUUCAACUCAGAGUUGUUUCUUUUGUCUAAUCUUUAACAGCCUUUGAAUAUAUUUAAAGUCCCUGUUUUUUUGCUCCUCCCUCUGCCCCCUCCAUUUAUGAAGGGACAAAAGGGUUUGGAAGUACAUGAGAUACCAGAUACUGUAAUUGCUCUUUUGGACCAAUUGUGGUCUGUUAUGUACAUAUUUAAUAAGGAUAUUUUAAUAGCAUUAUUUACCUCCAUUUUAAUAAGUACACAAUGUUUUCAGGCAACUUUUAAAGGUUUAUCAUGUCAACAUGGAUAAAUCCUUAACUAUAACAGUAGAUUUAUUAAGUGCAGCUUUGACAGCCAUCUGUAAACAAAUUCCAGUUUUAUCGUUGAAAAACUGAUACACGCUAACAGUUUACUGGAGGUCUGAAAUUAAGAUAAAAAACUCCAAAUAUAUGUUUAAAAAUGUCGGAUUAAGUUUUUUGUAUCUUCGUAUAUCUUCAAAUACUAAGGCAAGUCUUUCAUCAGGGAGAAAGGAGAGUUCUUUGCAAACACUGGAGCUACAAAUUUACAUUUCUGAAGAGUUAAUAUUUCAAAGUCUAGACACUUAACAGGAGAUCUUCAUGGAUAUAUUAAAACAUUGGUAUUUCCACAAUGUCAUGCUGCUAUAUAGACGUUAAGAGUGUGUGAAGCCUCCAUAUAAAUCUGAUUUUAACUAACUGCCUGGAAAAGUGAAGAAAUUGACACUUCUAUCUGCUGAUGAUACAGAAUUAAUGCUAGUGUAGCUCCUUUACGUAACAGCAUAUAAAACUUGCUCAAGUACUACAGCUCCAUUUGACAGAAAAUCUCUUCUUCACACAUCACUUUCUCUCGCAUAGCAAGCAUGACUUGCAAUGCAGCCUUGUGUAGUUUGUUCUACAUUUAAGAAACAAUGCUGAGAAGCUGUUUAACUUGUUAAUAUCCUAGUCAUGUAACUUUUUAAAUGACUUGUUUUGACAGGUUGAAAUCUUAAACUAUUGAAGGUGGACUCUACCACAUUUUGGAAUUUUUCAGUGUGAAGUUCUCUUUUGAGUGCUGAAAAAUUCCAUGAUUUCGCUGUUUUGUUGGGUUUUUUCUCUCGCUCUCCUUUUUUUGUAAUUAAGUCUUCUGAGUUUAGCAUGUGAUUGUAUUCUGGCUCAAUAGAUUACUGUAACUAGGAAGUCAUGUAUUAGAAUUGUCAGUUAUGGUCUUUGCCCCCACCAUUGCCCGUAAUGCUCCAAUUGUGUUUACAAUUCAGUAGCAUAUAGAAAGAAGAUGGUCACCUUUGAUAAUGUUGGAUGCUUCUGAGCCUGUUCAGCAUAAAGCAGUGUUUCCAAGAGGAAGUCCUGCAUUCUAACCGUACCUCUGCUGCCACUGACUUGCUGUGUGGCCUUUGUCAAAUAAUUUCACUGCCUUUGUUUCCUCAUCUGUAGGUGAGAAUAUUAUCUAAUCCUUACAACAUCCCUGUGAGGUAACUAGUUGUACAGCACUAAGUGCUCAGAAAUAUUCACUAAUGGCCUCCUUGAGGUUGGGAAUAAAGUGAUGCCCUUCCAAACUGAUUAAUGAUUCAUUUGGUUAAUUUUUGGAGAGCAUUAAAAGAGAGAAACAAUUCACCAUAAAGCAUUUCCUUGCUAUGAUAGGGAAUUCUUUCCUAUGUGAAUGAACAUUUAAUGCAUGUUUGCCUGGCAUAGCAUUGGUCUAUACAAACACACCCUCAAGCUUCAAAAACCUGGCUGAGCCACCAAAGGCACUGGCAUUAGCUAUUCCUGUUCAGAACUGUUUUUUCCUAUCAACAUUGGAUCAAGAAAUGAGUCCAAAGAGAGCAGAUGUGUUCAAAUGUAUGUUUAGCUCUCUACUCUGGUGUCACUUUUUUUAAAGCUCAUCUAAUUGCAGAAGCCAAUUAAACAACUUCCUGUUGUAGUCCAUGCCAUGAAUCUGAGUUAAGAGUUGCAGUGAAUUCUGAGAGCCAGUUACAUUUUUACAGCUUGAACAAGAAGUUUUUCCCCAAAAUGGACAACUACUCCCCUAGCAAAGUUUGUGGCAUAAAAUUACUAUACUCUAAAUUCUGUAUUCUGCUAACACUUGCACUGCAUUUCUGGUUUAGAUAACUGUAAUAAAGAUGGGUCAUCCUAACUGUCCUGGAGAUAAGGUUGUAAAAACAGGAUUAGAAUUUUAGCCCUAAAUAUAAUUUUUUUUAAUUAUUGUCAAUCUAUUUACCAUUGUCAAAUUCAGACUACAGCAUUAUGUAAUUAUGUAUAAAGUUUUUUAUUUAUUUGAAAUUAGAUUAGAUAUACAUUUUUAAAUUUAACAUCUGGCUGGACAGUGUUCCAUUAACGCAUUGAUUGUGUUUCCUUUGUCUUGUGUUAAUAAAUAUUGAUGCCUGAUUGCUUGCUUAGUCCUUCAUAUGCUGUCUCCCUGAAGCUCCCUUAAGAAUUUUGUCAGGAUGUAACACUUGUUACUCAUUUGGUGAACUGGGGAGCUUUGAAAGUAUUCUUGAACAUUUGCAUACACAGACAUAUGUUUGCAAAGCCUGAAUCUUUGAGCAGCUGAGCUCCUUCUACUCCCGCUGAUCAAAAUGCAGGUGCUUUAAGACCUAAAGAACUGGACCAAUAUAUCAUUGCAGGUCAAGAUCCACUCAAGUGGAUGUACAGUCCAAAUAUGAUCUAUUGAUUUUCAAAUGCAUGGUCUGUUUUUAAAGCGUUGAAAAUAGGUUCUCAUUACUUGGCUUCUGCUUAGAACAAUACUGUUUAAACUGGAAUUCCAUGUAAGAGAGGUUUCUGCUAAACUGGUUAAAGAAACAACUGGAAUUUAUUAGAAUCUAUUUUAGACCAUUCUUGUUUACUUUAAGAAUGACCAUGAAACCUUUUGUAUGGAAUUUUCUGAAGUGAUCAGUGUUAACGGUUAAAGAGUUGGGCCAUUGCUGACUGCUGCACAAUCCUACUGAAAUAACUGAAUUGAGAAUAUUCAGCAGAUUGCAGGAUCCCAGUGAUUUAAUAAGGAUACUUCCUCCUGCUGCAAAACUCUGAUGUUUAUAAGAUGUGCAUUUUGAAACGGAGGGUCUUUCACCCCCUUCUUAACAUUUACAGUUUUGCAUCCUAGUUUAUCUAGAAAUGUGUGCCCAUGGAACAUGCUUCACCAGAACAGAAGAGCUGUGUUCCAAGCUCCUUUAUCCUACCUGUGUGGUGCAUCAGCCAUUCGCACAGCCUUUCCAAACACUGAAUAUUCAGCUUCACUGCACUUUGUGAGUACAUUUGUCAAAUAAAGCUUGAGCUGUCAUGCGUUCUGAUUGACAAAGAUGCAUCAUGUAAGUGAACUUUGUUAUGAUUAUGUACUUGGAAGGUGCUCUCAUUAUAUGCAGCCUGAGGACCACAUGUGUUUUUAGCAUCUCUUCCAUGCUUUGUUGAAUUUUAGGAAAUCUGGACUUUUAAAUUUCUUUAAGGCAGCAACUUUGUAUUUUCCCCUAAAUGUCAGUUAAGCCAUAUAGAGGUUUGACUUAGAUGGUUCUAUUAACCGUUAAGGGAAUUUGUUUUCUCACUAAGUAUAACUGACAUCAUUGAACAUUACAGACCCUUCUUCCUUGACUUUGGUGACCCUGUUUAUUCACAAGCCACAUUUUUAUGCCGAUUAUCUCCACUUCUUUAUGUCACUAAAGGGGGAACUCAUUGAUUCACAUACAAGACAAAUAUAGCAAUAAAGUUUGAAAGAAUGUUAUGUUAUUUGUGGCCUUAAUCUUAAGAUUUAGAUGAGGAAUGACACAAGCCUCCAGCCAGCUUUUGUAAUUUUAGCCAGGAUUUGAGUUUGCUGACUAUGGAAAAGCAAUUAUAUAUGGCUUUCCAGUAAGAUGACAAGGUAGGAAGCUUGGCCUUAUCUGAGAUUCAACACUAUAUAAUUUUGCUGUCAGAGUUUAACAAUGGGAAUUGUGUUGAAAGAUGUCAUCUUCAAAUGUCUGUAGACUUAAGAAAUACUUUGGAACAGUAAGAAUAUAAUUAAUAUAUUUUUAUAAACCCAACUUUACCUAGCCAUUGUGCACGUGUGCGCGCACGUGUACACACACACACACACACACACACACACACACACACACACAUUUUUCCAUAAAUUCUAAACAGCAGUCUUACCCUGGUUCCUUGUUUCUGUGUGAAGAAAUACCCUGUCCAGGAAGCGUUUCCUAUACUUUUAGCUUAGUUUAACAUACAACCUAAAUGCAGUAAACAAUUUAUGAUAUUUUUGUAACUUUCUUCCCCAUUUGGGUUCACAAAGAUUUACUCAGUGUUGGUGUUAGAUGGGGGAGUAUAGCUAUGUAAAUAUAGAUGGUAACAAAAUUAAUUUACCAGAGUCCUGAGUCAUGUGGGCAUCCAGUUAAACUGCAAUGGCCAGAACCUGUUAACCUUUUUAUUUUAUUUUUAAUUGUUGCCUUCAUUCCUUUCUAACUUUUAAAUUACACUUUUCAAGAAGUGCGCUUGGGUUAUUUAAUACACUUUAACUAUUGGUAUUUGCAACUCUCAGAGCCACUUAAAUUAAAAUGCCCCCCUCCCUACCUCCUGGAGCAUGUGUAUAAACGCCCAGUGUUUGCAAUAAUUAAUUUAUUUUUCUUAAAAAAUUAUAUAUAUAAAUGGUAUAAACGUGGCUCCAUGUUCCUCAUUCUUUUUUUCUGUAGAGAUAGUAGAGGGUGCAUAUGUGCAAAUCUAUUGCCUAAAAGAUUAAGGUAGUAGUUUAGAAUUAUGGCUUGUUUCAAGAAAUUAAAACUUAAUUUAAAACAAAAUUAAAACUGCAUAUGAAAUGUUAUACCGUAUUUAUAAAUUUAAUCUUAAAAUGGGGAACAUUUCAAGGGUUGCAAAAGUGGAAGAUAAUUGUGUUUUAGAGAUCACUAGCAGCUAUGGUUUUCUAGGACAAAGUGAAUUCCAUACACAAUACUUGUUUUAUUUCACAACUAACAGAUGCUAAUCUUUAUAGUGUUAUAGAGCUGGUCCAAGAGUAGAAGUGUCAUGAACCUUGCCCGUGACCAGCACUAUAAAGAUUAUUACUCUGGAGUUUGCCUCCUGCUAAGUAUAGUGAAAUGAGCAAAAUGGCAGUGUGCCAAGAGACUUUUUCAAUUUGACAGCCUUCCUUACCAGCUAAUUUUCUGGCUGGAGAGACUUCAUUCCUAGCAAGUCUUCAAAAAUUUGGUUUUUCAGCUGUACCUGUACCUACAUGCUCCAGGGAAUAUGAGGGAAAUCUUCAAACUUAUUUAUGGUUUUUUCACAACAGGACUGUAGCACAUAAUGGCCAAACCUUAGGUUUCUGCUGGUUUGGUCACUUUGAAGCUGCAAUCCAACCUCUGCAGCAACCACAUAGCAACAAGCUGAUUUAUAAUUACCUCAAGAGACUAGACAUUUCAAAACCCUAAUGCUUUCUUCUUAAAACAGAAGAAACUUUUACAAUCAAGUUUAUAUAUAAAAUGGUAACACAAGGAAUAUUUUCAUACAAGAUUUUAAUGGAAAUCAUUACUGUCAUGUCAAAUGUAAGCCAAAACUUAAGAGACUUUUUGAAAGGAAGAAAAUUAUUCCCAGUAAAAUAUUUCCAUUGUAUUAAAAUUUUACUGGAGAAUUUUUUAGAAAACAAACCUGCCUCUCUACUAAUACAAUACCACAUAAUGUUAGUAUAGGAAAAUAAAGUUACUCAAAACUGAAUAGGUGAAACUGAUUAGACAUUGAUUAGUUUUGAAACUCAGACAAUGAAAAUGUAAGCAUUUUGGUAUAUCUUGUUAAAGCAAGUGUUUUAAAAAACUACAAAAAAUUAAAAGUGGAAAGUGUUCAUAAAUCAAUUCCUGUGAAAUGUUUGAAUAUAUUAAAUAUCAAACUAAUAUAAAUAUAAAAUACAAAAGUGGAAAGAUGUCGCUCUUCAAGGUUCUGAUGACAUCAGUAUGAGACCUUUGCUGUCAUGGCUACCCUGUUAUCACUGGAAUUCUUUUGAUUUGCGCGUAGCCGGAAGCUGUAUACUGUGUGGUUUAUGUAUGUACAAAGUACAAGUCAUUUACCCUCUAUGCAAUGUAACUAAAUCUCAUUUAAGAGCCUGACUGAUACUCAUUGAAGUCACUGGAAAGAUUCCCACUGACUUCAGUGAUUAGUUGGAUCACGCUUAUCCUGCUUCCAUUACAGUAAAUGGCUAAACUCUGACUAGGACCCAAAAUGUAGCUGUGAAAGGAUCACUGUGAAGAGAAAGGGAACAUUACCUGUUAAGUACUGUACAGCUUUUACUUUUAGUUCUCAUUCACUCUUGAAAUAUUUGUGUAGAUAAAAAUGGUAAUCUAUACUUGCGUUUCAUCCUGAGAUUAUCAAGAACUCUAGCCAAGAGAUAUUGCAACAUUUACAAGUUUGAUCUUUACUCUUAAUGUAAGCUGCAGUUAUUAUGCGGUGAGGCUAACAUUAAACUUUGUCCAUUUUCGGUGGUAUAACUUUUUAUUUUAACCCGUACUGAAAUAAUGCUAAUGUAAAAAAACCCCCAAAAGUAGCACGAAUUGCUUAAAAUUACACGUUUUAUUACAGACAUGCAAAUAUACCAGUCUAAUGGACAUAAGAUAUUUUUGCUUUGGUAUGUUACUCUAAUUAAGCUGUGCUGGGAUUGAGUUAACCACUGCUAUAUAUUACAUACAAGUUUUGUGACAGUAUUCAAUGUUUGCUUUAUUCACGUCUGUUUUGUACAUUGAUUCCAUUUUUCAUAUUUCAGUUGCAAAAUAAAAUUAAAUGCUUUUA
Messenger RNA from Alligator sinensis (Chinese alligator), 12860 nucleotides. RefSeq names its product disco interacting protein 2 homolog B (gene DIP2B). The record is from RefSeq and is a predicted model, not a curated record. The transcript has 38 exons. Lineage: Eukaryota; Metazoa; Chordata; Crocodylia; Alligatoridae. Bases 29 to 4726 code for a protein of 1565 amino acids.